This is a messenger RNA of Scutellospora calospora, 1592 nucleotides long. NCBI's taxonomy places the organism in Eukaryota, Fungi, Glomeromycota, Glomeromycetes, Diversisporales, Gigasporaceae. The record is from the annotation of a GenBank genome assembly.
AUGACUUAUGAUCCGAAUACAUUUUCAAAUAUUAAUGAGGUUAAGACUACUCAUCUUGAGUUAAAUUUUAAUGUAGAUUUUGAGAGUAAAAUUAUUGAAGCAGUUGUCAGUCUUAAACUUAUUACACUUACCAAUGAUGUUAACGAGGUUAUACUUGAUACAAAUUAUUUAAACAUUAAAUCUGUUUCUUUUUCUGGAGUUCAAUUGAAAGUAUAUAAAAAAUUAUCUGCUAAUACUGAAUUCGAUUUAGUUAUUAAUUAUAACACUUUGGAACAAGGGAGUGCUGUCCAAUGGCUGGAACCAAUACAAACCUCUGGAAAGAAAUAUCCCUAUUUGUUUACUCAAUGCCAAGCUAUUCAUGCACGAACUCUUUUACCAUGCCAAGAUACACCAGCAUUUAAAUUUACUUAUAAUGCUACUGUUCAAGUUCCAAAACCUUUACGUGCUUUAAUGAGUGCUAUUGAAGUUUGUGAAGAAGUAACUUUAGAAUCUAAAACAAAUAUUUAUAAAUUUGAACAAACCGUUAAAAUUCCUUCAUAUUUGAUUGCUUUGGCCGUUGGUAAUUUGGUUGGAGAGAAAAUUGGUCCAAGAUCAACUGUAUGGUCUGAACCAGAAAUAGUUAAAGAAGCAGCAUGGGAAUUUGCUGAUACUGAACAAUUCCUAGGAAUUGGAGAAAAACUUCUUACUCCUUAUGAAUGGAAAAAAUAUGACCUUUUAGUUCUUCCAGCAUCGUUUCCCUAUGGAGGAAUGGAAAAUCCAUGUCUAACUUUUGUGACCCCAACAUUAUUAGCAGGUGAUAGAUCGCUUGUAGAUGUUGUAGCGCAUGAAAUUUCUCAUAGUUGGAUGGGAAAUCUUGUAACAACCAUGAAUUGGGAACAUUUUUGGCUUAACGAAGGCUGGACUGUAUUCAUUGAACGAAAGAUUAUGGGCCGUGUGCAUGGUGAUAAAAUAAUCGAUUUCGAUGCAAUUAUUGGGUGGAAAUCAUUAAAACAAGAUAUCGAGCAUUUUGGACCAGAUAAUGUUCUGACAGCAUUGAAUCCCAAAUUGAAAGAUGUUAAUCCUGAUGAUAGUUUUUCUUUGGUUCCAUAUGAAAAAGGCUUCAAUUUUCUUUAUCAUAUUCAAAAAGUCAUUGGUGGACCAGAUUAUUUUGAGCCUUAUAUGAAGGCUCAUGUUCAGGAAUUUGCUGGUAAAUCAAUUACUACAGAUGAUUGGAAAAACUUUUUAUAUUCUUUUCCUCCAGUCGAUAAUGAAUUUGACCAAACGCUUGCAAAAGCAUGUUAUGAUUUGGCCGAAAGGUGGCAUGAAGCUCGAAAUAAUGAGCUUUUUGAUGGGUUUUCACCUUCUGAUAUUGAAGGGUUUGCUACUGGACAAAAAAUCAUUUUUUUGGAACGUCUUUUUGAGUAUUCACCUCUACCACGUCCACCGAUUGAAGCGAUGAACAAAUUUUAUAGUUUCACGAAUGUACACAAUGCUGAAAUACGAUUUAGGUGGCAACAACUCUGUUUAAAAUCGGAAUAUGAACCCAUUUUCCCUCAUGUUGUCAAGUUUGUAACUGAACAGGGUAGAAUGAAAUUUAUCAGACCUUUGUAUAG